Molecule: messenger RNA, 501 nt
Organism: Gongylonema pulchrum
Lineage: Eukaryota; Metazoa; Nematoda; Chromadorea; Rhabditida; Gongylonematidae
Source: the annotation of a GenBank genome assembly
GUAUAUCCAGAUACAUCGCUCAAUCUUUGCCUGGAUAUUUUGUUGCACAAGGGUGUAAGCGGAGUGCCGGUGGUGGAGCACAAAACGUUUCGUGUCGUAGAUAUGUAUUCACGAUUUGAUGCAAUUGGUGUGGCACUGGAGGAUAAAAUGGACGAUCUUAACGUUACGGUGCAAGAAGCAUUAGCCUUCCGGAAUACAUUUAGGGGUUUGAUUUCGUUAUCUGAUGUGAUAAAUUAUUUGGUUGUGAGAACUGCCGAAAAACUGCCUGUUGAAAGCCCUCAUCAUUCACGCUUGGGUCUGCAUUCUCAGCACAGCUCGUUAAGUACACUUCGAGAAGGACGCGAGCUGAUUACCGAUUCGCGUGAUAGUUCAAACUCCUUCACGCUUGUAUCGGGAAACGAUGUCUCUGAAAAGAGCAGAAUUGAAAGUCUGGAUGUUCUCGAUGAGCGACAUAGUGCAAGCAGGCUUCGUAAACAGUUUGCUGCAUUUUCUGUGGAUUAG